Haliotis rufescens (red abalone) is the source of this 725-nucleotide messenger RNA. RefSeq names its product cornifelin-like. Lineage: Eukaryota; Metazoa; Mollusca; Gastropoda; Lepetellida; Haliotidae. The transcript is spliced from 4 exons. The record is from RefSeq and is a predicted model, not a curated record. The coding region runs from base 49 to 645 and encodes 198 amino acids.
ACUCGCCAUCGUCCGUGCUGCACGUGCAAGAGCGUUAGUAAUAUAUACAUGACCAACUUCACUGACAACCAGUUCGACCCUCAGUGCGCGCGCGAGUUGAUCACAGUUGGAAACAUGGCAAAUAAUUACGUCUCCGCUCAACCCCAGCCCAUGGGAAUGCCGAUGAACCAGCCAGUGGGAAUGCCGAACCAAGGCCAGCCAAUGGGAAUGCCGAACUAUGGCCAACCAAUGGGAAUGCCGAUGGCACAACCGGUUGCCAUGCCAAUGAUCCAACCAACGCUGAAUAACCAGAGCAACACAACAGUGGUCGUAAACUCACAGCCUGGGUCUGGGUCAGAUAAAUCUUCCCGACCCUGGAGUUCGGGGCUUUGUGGUUGUUGUGAUAACUUCGGCAUUUGCGUGACUGUGAUGAUGUGUCCCGCCUGCUAUGCCUGCCACCUGGCGGGCAAGUCAGGGGAGUUCUGUUGUCUGCCGCUGUUGGUCCCAGGAUGGAUGAUAGCUCUCAGGGCGUACGUCAGGGGCAGACACCGUAUCUCUGGAACUAUUUGUGAUGAUUGCUUGAAAGUGACGUGUUGCUUCCAACUCGCCAUGUGCCAGUUGUCACGUGAAAUCGAUUUCAUCAAAGAUGGGAAGACGGCAUUGUAGUCACGUGACCAAUAAAUACCAUGUGCUAACUGUGAUCAAAAUAAAGGUGCUAAACAUGGUCACUGUUUCGGUGACCUUUA